Messenger RNA from Racocetra persica, 197 nucleotides. Lineage: Eukaryota; Fungi; Glomeromycota; Glomeromycetes; Diversisporales; Gigasporaceae. The record is from the annotation of a GenBank genome assembly.
GCUUUUGACCGUUUGAAAAAAAGAUUUCAAUUAUUAACAGAACUACGAACAAAAAAUACUAAAAUAGCUACUGAAUUAAUAGAAACAUCUUUGAUUUUGCAUAAUUUAUUAGAAAGAAACGGUGACGAAUGGGAAGAAUCUUCAGAACGAGUUGUAAUGUAUCGGAUACAGUAUGAUGACAAUAAUAAUUCACGAAG